This is a messenger RNA of Rhodotorula toruloides NP11, 1554 nucleotides long. RefSeq lists its product as uncharacterized. Bases 1 to 1554 code for a protein of 517 amino acids. The record is from RefSeq and is a predicted model, not a curated record. The transcript is spliced from 3 exons. NCBI's taxonomy places the organism in Eukaryota, Fungi, Basidiomycota, Microbotryomycetes, Sporidiobolales, Sporidiobolaceae.
AUGGCUGCGAGCGCUCUUCCUACAAAGCUGCCACCUCAGCCCAGCUCGUCGCAGCCGUCUCCACCACCUUUCGGCUGCUCUUCGCCUCCACACGCGGGUUUCUUUGAGGACCGGAUGAAUCGUCGCGACACUCGGGCGGGUCAGGCCGAAGUGGACACACAUUCAGGAUGGCCUGCGAGCGACCAAGCAACAUCCGAGGAGGACCGGGCAGUCGAGCGGGUCGAGCGAGCGUCGUCAGAUAGGCGGACCGGAGAUGAAGCAAGGGUCGUGGAUCUGGGUAUCGGGUGCAGCACAGGGCACGGCCAUGGACGACAGAACCACUCAAGCGAACCGCUCCCGUCGCUUCUCUCGCACAUCCCCGCCGACUCGUCCUUCGCCGCUCCUUUCUUACCGUCGACUUCUGCUUCCCUUCCUAUCUACCUCGAUCGUACCAUGUCCCGCUCCAUCCGCUACCAACUCGCUCCCUGCUCCUGCGGAACGAAACGUGCCUCCUCCGCCGCCGUUCCGCAUCCUCACGUCCCCGAUCCAACGAACACGAAGAAGCGCAAAGUGUGCCACUCGCACUUCCGUUCCGAAGCGCUUUUCGCCGGUCCACCAUCUCCGACAAAACGAACUCGCGCUCGCUCGACGUCGGCCUCGACUUGGUGGCCCUCUGUCUCGCUCUCGCAUGGAGAAGGACGCGAGAGCCGUUUUGCGCCGAGCGAGGAAGUGUGGACUGGUAGUGGCGCAGGAUGGACGAACCAGCUCGCGCAGCGUUUCUCGUCGCUCAAGCUCAGGUCGGGCUCGUCCUCAUCGAAGCGGGCGCGGCAGGACCGCAGUCGCAGUCGGAGCAGGAGUCGCGGUCGUGGUAGGGAGCCGACAACGACAGUGCGAGACCGGCCGAGGGACGUUCGACCGAGAAUGCCAGGACGAGCCGCUUCCUCCCCGUCGGUCUUUGGCGUCUCGGGACUCAAGACCCCUUACACUGGGCCUCCUACGCCGUCGACAACGCCUGAUCUCGAAGGACCGGCGCUGAAGAAGAUCUUGCUCGCGAACUUGAGGACGAGGAUGGAAAAUGGAGGGUCGGGAAGCAAGGCUGCCGAAGUUGGCUUGCGGUUCAAGAAGUGGGAACCGCUCGACGAAGCGGACAACCCAGCGACAGAGCCGAUACCCAAAGCUCACGAUGCAGACGACCCAGCACUGCUCAACAAUGACGACCACGAAGCGGACAACUUCGACCCGGUCGACGUUGACCUCGCGCUGCCAGACCCGCCCGCAGAACUCGUCCAGGAGGAGCCGACAGAUCUCCUCCUCGCUUCGGACGAGGCCAGCGUCGUCUUCGACUCAUCUCACAACGACGUCGAAGCGCAAGAACCGACUAUUUCACCUCCGCUGGGACGACCUAGCCUUCGGCGCACAACUUCGCUUCCAAACAUCCCCCUCGGCGAGCAAUCCGAUGCGAACGACUCGCGCUCGUCGUCGGCCAACAAAUACACGUACCGACAAGAGAAGGACCAGCGGAGAAGGAGCAUGUGGGAGGCGAGCGGAUGGACUUUCGUGUCGUGUGAAGGUUGA